UUUAGAACUUAUAUAAUAGAGAGAGUGUCUAUACCAGGGAGAAGUGUCACAAAACCGACUUGCCAGCCUGGUGUCUUUUUGGGAGAGCGGGAGCAAAGGGACGAAGGUAUUGAGGUUCAAAAAAAGUGAGACCAAUGACAACAAAUUGUCAGACCAAAAAAUACCAAAGGUAACGUUUAACUUAAGCCCAUCAAAAGCAGACAAAAUUGAAUAUACAGAUAUUUGCGAGUCAUGUAAAAGUUUUUCUGAAUCUCAUAAUGGAACUAGACAUGAUGACAACAUUUCUGUUCUACCGUCUGUUGGGGAGAAAAUGUCAUCUUUUGACACUGUUCAGCUUCCAACUAAACAAAUGGUUGAUAUUUCUGUAUACAAACGAAAGGAAAUUUAUUCUCCUGUUCUGUCGGUCCAAAAGGCUAUUACUGAGCAGGAUGAUCAGUGAUCCCAAGAGAUGUUGGGAGAGAGAAAAAAGUAUUCCUAAGAUCAUUAUCAGCACUCCUGAUUGUAUGCCAAAAAGUUAUUCUCAACAAGGUCUCAACAUUUCCACCAGACGAAAUGGAGGGGAAAUUCCUGAGACAAGUAGCUUCUCUUAUACAGAGAGCUUAGUGAGAUAAAGACUUCAUCAUCGAAAGGAAAACUCAACCCAAUUUCCAGAAGAGUCUCUGUUAAUAGUCCUCUAGAUGACACUGAUAGGACACCUUACAACAAAUCUUUAUUUAAGACACGCAUGUUAGGUUCAGGUGAAAGCAUUAAGAUUACUCCAGUAUCGUACCCCAUCAGAAAUUUCACCUCAGUCUCUCAGGAUCACAUUGACCAGUCAACCGGUGACACAGUGAUAAUCCUAGAGCAGUCCAGAACACUCAGCUCAAGACACAUGACUAAAGUCAAGGAGUCUAGAAUGGCUGGGUGCCCACUGAGAGUCUUUCCUAUAGAUAUCAGUCCAACCAAAAAGACACCGUUGAGAGGUAUGGAACACACACCCACAGGACAGCACACCAGUUACACAAGCGCAAAAGAGUCAAGUCCUGGGAAUGAUGACAUAUUGCUGGCAGAGAGGCCAGAAGAGCAUCUCUUGUCUUUUGCAGGAAAUACAUCUGAGAGAAUCAUAUGCUACCAACCUACAUCUCCACAUUCUCCACCAUGUUUUGGAAGGUCACAGGCACCAGGAACUGUCUGCACAGGCAACAUCAAUAGUACACAGACCAGUCAAGCCCAUUCCUUACCUGUUUCACAAAGCCAAACCUCUGACCAGCUGAUAACAUCACCUGAGACCACCAAUAAACGACCAGUGGUGCUCACAGAACAAAUGCAGCUGGAUGACUUGCAGUGCAGAACUUCUCCCAGGUCUUCCAUACAUCUGAGCUGUCAGCAUCACCCAAACAUAGCGUCCACACACGUAUCUGGGUUCAAACACCAACCAGACCAGCAAGAGAGGGCCGGAGUACGGGUGUACGAGAGUUCUGAGCGCAUGUCAGUCUCUCUUCAAUCCCAGCCUCAGUCAGAGAUCACCUUCUCCAGCAGCACAUCAACUGGAUCCUGGCCUUUAUUUCAGAGGAGUUCAGCCUGUGGCAGUGAGGCUCCAGGCCCGAUAAGUACAGCACAGAAACAAGCCAGUGUCCGACCUCUUUCAAUUUCCAAGAGUUUAGAGGACCUGGCAACCCUGCCGUCAAAUGAAAGAUGGAAAAAUGACCCAAGGAGUGGUAUCAUACAGACGGUGGAGGAAGCUCCUCAUUCACUCAGCAUUGCGGUCCUGGAUCCAGAGCAGAUGAAGAGGCUGAGUGUUUCAGUACCUGCUUUUAUUCACGAGCAGGAUAACGGCAGAGAAAGUGACUGUCUCUCAGUAAACAGUUUCUAUUCUGAAAGACAGAGGAAAAGCAGCACAAAUACUAACGCAAGUGCCUCCUCUGGCCUCGCCUCCAUGUCUUCUGUCAGUGGCAGUGUCACGAACAUUUACGGCACAGACUUUGGAAAUGUGGAGGUUAAGGGAACCAUCCAGUUUGCCAUUGACUAUGUGAAUAAACUGGGAGAGUUCCACAUAUUUAUAGUCCAGUGCAGAGAUUUGGCAGUGGCAGAGCCUAAGAGGAACCGGUCUGACCCGUAUGUUAAAUGUUACCUUUUACCUGACAAAGCAAAGCUGGGGAAGAGGAAGACCUCUGUGAAAAAGAAGACUCUUAAUCCUACUUAUAACGAAAUCCUACGGUAUAAGAUACCACUUGAGAGCUUAAAGGUCCACACAUUAAACAUCUCUGUGUGGCAUAAUGACAUAUUUGGGAGGAACAGUUUUCUUGGAGAGGUCAAUAUGGAUUUGUCCGAGUGGGACAAUAAUUCACACAUGAUAGACCGCAUCCUCAAAGGAAGGACUGUUACUCCAUACAGUCCAAAGCAUGCUAGCCUCAACAUGGAUAUGUGUGGAGAUAUGAGAAUAUCUUUGCGUUUCCUUCUGCAGACAUCUCAAAGUAACAAGACCCCACAGACUGGUGAGAUUCAGGUCUGGGUAAAGGAAUGUACGAAUCUAAUAUCCAUAAGAAGGCCUAUCGAUCCGUUUGUAAAAUGCUCAAUACUUCCAGACAGCCAUCAGAAAAAAAGACAGAAAACCCGGGUUGUGAAGAGGACGACAAACCCCGUGUUCAACCACACCAUGGUCUAUGAAGGCCUCAGACCAGAGGACCUGAGAGACACUUGUGUUGAACUCACAGUGUGGAGCCAUGAUCGGCUCAGUAAUCACUUCCUGGGAGGCACAAGGCUUAACCUUGGAACAGGCAAAAGUCACGGCACCGAGGUAAAGUGGAUGGAUUCGAACUCUGCCGAAUCUGCGUUGUGGAGAAGAAUGAUUGAAUCAACGAAUCAAUGGGUAGAAGAGACCGUGCCUUUGAGGAUGCUCAUCAUGGCAAGAUAGUAACGAUCCAACUGUUUGGCUCAACAAAAGAUGUGUGAAAAAUUUUAUAGAAAUUGGAGGAUGUGUUAAAUAUAUACACACCUUCAUUUGAGUUCAUGUCAAGGGAACAUGGAGUAUGGAAAAUACUCUGUUUUACCUCUUGUCGUGUCCACUGUUUCUAUGAUUUAGAAACAGUGUUUCUAAAUCAUAGUCUCACAUAUGUGCUUUGUAAUUUUAAAAGUAAUUUUCUCAGCAAACCAAUUUCAACAUCAUACACUAUAUUGGCAAAAGUUUUGGGACACCCCUCCAAAUCAUUCGAUUCAGGGGUUGGAUGUGGCCCUGUAGUUCCAGUGAAAGGAACUCUUUUAAAGCUCUAAUUCAUCCCAAAGGUGUUCUAUGGGGUUGAGGUCAGGACUCUGUGCAGGCCAGUCCAGUUCCUCCACACCAAACUCCCUCAUCCAUGUCUUUAUGGACCUUGGUUUGUGCACUGGUGUACAGUCAUGUUGGAACAGGAAGGGGUCAUCCCCAAACUGUUCCCACAAAGUUGUGAGCAUGGAAUUGUCCAAAAUUAAGCAUUAAGGGUUCCUUUCACUGGAACUAAAGGGCUGAGCUCAACCCCUGAAAAACAACACCUGAAUUCAUUUGGAGGGGUGUCCCAAAACUUUUGACAAUAUACAAUCAAAAAAAUAAAUAAAAUAUGUAGCACAGAGGGAUUAAAAUACUGUAUGUACAUGUAUUACAGAGAUAGUCCUCAGUUGGCAAAGAAGCUGUUUCUGCAUUUCAUAUUGGAAGCUGAAUUAGAGCACUAUAUUUAUAAUAGCUCUGCUGAUGAUGUACAGAUGAUCGUUUUAUUAGAGCAGUUUGAAUAAACGUUUCUGUUAUUUGAUGAUUUUAUUAAAUACUUAUAAGGGCAAA
Hemibagrus wyckioides is the source of this 3787-nucleotide messenger RNA. RefSeq names its product synaptotagmin-like 2a (gene sytl2a). Bases 725 to 2893 code for a protein of 722 amino acids. Gene Ontology annotation, cellular component: exocytic vesicle; plasma membrane. The record is from RefSeq and is a predicted model, not a curated record. The transcript has 12 exons. NCBI's taxonomy places the organism in Eukaryota, Metazoa, Chordata, Actinopteri, Siluriformes, Bagridae. Gene Ontology annotation, molecular function: small GTPase binding; neurexin family protein binding. Gene Ontology annotation, biological process: intracellular protein transport; exocytosis.